This is a messenger RNA of Orussus abietinus, 5892 nucleotides long. RefSeq names its product Down syndrome cell adhesion molecule-like protein Dscam2. Lineage: Eukaryota; Metazoa; Arthropoda; Insecta; Hymenoptera; Orussidae. The coding region runs from base 1 to 5892 and encodes 1963 amino acids. The transcript has 25 exons. Gene Ontology annotation, molecular function: protein binding. The record is from RefSeq and is a predicted model, not a curated record. Gene Ontology annotation, biological process: axon guidance; cell-cell adhesion. Gene Ontology annotation, cellular component: plasma membrane; axon.
AUGGCCAGCUGGCCGCUGAGAGCCGUCAUCCUGUUCGGUGCGCACAUCCUCGCCCUCGGACGAGGAGUGGUACUGGACAGUCAGGGACCGGUCCUGAAGCUGGAGCCCCGCUCCUCCGUGGAGUUCUCCAACGACACCGGGGCGAUGAUACAUUGCGCGGCCUACGGAAGUCCACCUCCCCGUAUCGACUGGCUGAUGGGUGAUGGGUCCCCCGUGGUCCCCAUAACGCACAUCCGCGAGAGGCUAGAAAAUGGGUCCCUCUACUUCCUGCCCUUCAGCGCCGAGAGCUACCGCCAAGACGUCCACUCCGCCGUCUACAGAUGUCAAGCCUCGAACAGCGUUGGCACGGUGCUCGGACGCGAAGUCAGCAUCAGAGCUGUGGUUCGCCAGGAGUACGAGGUCAAGGUACGGGACGCUUACGUAUUCUCCGGGAACACGGGAGUGAUGAGAUGCGAGAUUUCACCGUUCGUUAAGGGUUACGUUGCGGUCACUUCGUGGGUGCAGGACGCGAAUUUUAAUAUUUACCCCACACCACAAAGCGAUGGAAAGUAUCACAUGCUGCCGACUGGGGAACUGCUGGUAUUUUCGAUAACCUCGGCUGAUGCUCAUUACACCUAUCGAUGCCGUACUGUCCACUACAUCACCGGAGACAAGGUCGAAAGCUCUUCCUAUGCUCGCUUCGUCGUUACCGAACAACGAAACCCCGUGCCCCCGCGGUUCAACGAGCGGGUCAACCCCGCGCCCAUCCGCACCGGGGACACCAUCGUCCUGUCCUGCAUCUCCCAAGGAAUCCCGCCGCCGAUGUAUCUCUGGUUUCGAGAGUUGGUCUCUGGCACUGACAUGAUCGGCAAUUCCGAGAGGAUUCAUGCCAGGGCCGGCAUCCUGGUGUUGCAGAACGCCAGGCUCGAAGACGCCGGCCGAUACGUUUGCCACGCCAAUAACACCGCGGGCUCCGAGAGGGUGGAACUCGAGGUUUCGAUCAUCAGCAGCCUUUCCAUACAGCUAACACCUCCGCAGGCGACCGUGGAUCUGGGAAAAGACACCGAGUUCACCUGCACGGUCACGGGGCAACCAACUCCGGUGAUCUCGUGGGCCAAAGAUGGACAUCUUCUUAGGGAAGGCUCUUCGGGUAGAAUAAAGAUCCAGAAGGGGGUGAUUCCUACCCUCCACAUCUCGUCGAUAACGCGCGAUAACAAGGGGAUGUAUCAGUGCUUCGCCAAGAACGACUACGAGAUGGUGCAGGCCACUGCUGAGCUGCGUUUGGGAGAUGCGGCGCCCCAGCUUGUAUAUAAAUUCAUCGAGCAGACUAUGCAACCCGGGCCAUCGGUUUCCCUAAAGUGCAUCGCCACCGGCAACCCGACGCCGCGGUUCACGUGGACCCUGGAUGGAUUUCCACUCCCGCAAAAUGAUAGGUUUGUCAUAGGUCAGUACGUGACGGUGCACGGGGACGUCAUCUCGCACGUAAACGUGAGCGUGGUCCGGGUCGAAGACGGGGGCGAAUAUCGGUGCACCGCGGUGAACAGGGUCGCCAAGGUACACCAUACGGCCCGGCUGAACAUUUAUGGUUUACCGCAUGUGCGGCCCAUGGGCAACUUCACCGCCAUAGCCGGCGAAGCUGCGGUAAUCAAGUGCCCGGUUGCUGGGUUUCCGAUCGCCAGCAUCACCUGGGAGAAAGAUGGGCAGGUGCUUCCCACGAGCCUGCGACAAGAAGUGUCGGCAAAUGGUACCUUAAUCCUCCAUCGAGUAGACAGUAGUACGGACAAAGGGGCGUACACUUGUACAGCGAAGAACAAGCAAGGGGACUCCGACUCGCAAACCGUUCAGAUCAUUGUCAAAGUGCCGCCCACGAUAGCUCCCUUUAGCUUUAACAAGGACCUCUCGGAGGGCGUGCGCGCCCAGGUGACGUGCAUGAUCGAAAAGGGCGACCCGCCCUUCACGUUCGUCUGGUCCAAGGACGGCGAGACGUUCGCCACCUCGGAACCGGCGGGGUUCGGUGGGUCUGGCCUGUCGGGGCUGUCCACUCCUAGAGUGAGCCGGACCCCUGGACUCCUCGUGACCAGCAUCGACGCGCAUUCCAGUACGAUUGUGAUCGAACAAGUGACGGCCGCUCACACGGGCAACUAUACUUGCCUCGCCCGCAACUCGGUGGCCGAGGUCUUUCGGACCGCCGAAUUAGUCGUUAGUGUUCCUCCUCGAUGGGUGAUGGAACCCCAAGACGUGCAAGCUCAGGAAGGAACUUCACGUUUGGUUUUACACUGCCACGCCGAUGGAUUUCCUCCCCCCGCGGUUACAUGGCGCAGGGCGUCGGGGAAAAGACCCGGCAAUUAUCACGCGAUCGCAAAUCACGAGCAAAUCCAGGAUCUAUUGAUCCAUAGCAACGGAUCGCUGGUUUUUGGCCGAGUCCAGGAAGACCACGAGGGCUUUUACCUCUGCGAGGCCAUCAACGGAAUCGGUGCUGGCCUCAGCAAAGUCGUCUACUUGACCGUCAACGCUCCUGCCCAUUUUGAAGAGAAGCACCGAAAUCAAACGGCGCCUCUUGCGUCGAGCGCGUCAUUGCGAUGCGAGGCCAAAGGAGAUCAUCCCCUAAAAAUCGAAUGGCGAAAGGCUGGCUCCGAUCACCGAUAUUUAGGAAAAAUUGUAAACACGACUGAUGGGGUAGUUGGUAUCCUAGAACUGGUCAAAACGACGAGGGAAGACAGUGGCCGGUACAUUUGCAUAGCCUCGAAUGGAUAUGGACGAGACCAGAUGAUGAUUCAUUUGUAUAUACAAGAGCCUCCAGAUUUCCCGAGGAAUCUUCACGUGAUCGAAAAAGGCAGUCGGUUCAUUAAACUGGGAUGGAAUACUAGCCAAGAUGGCAACAGUCCAAUAAUCGAAUAUAUCAUUGAAUAUAAGACUGAUUCAGAAGUCUGGCACGAUCAUACGUUUCACAGCACCGUGCCAGGUUCCCAAUCCUACGGUGAAGUGAAGGGUCUGCGACCAGCAGUAAACUACCAAUUUCGCAUAUUUGCGAAGAAUAAAUUAGGCCGGAGUCAGCCGAGUGAUAUAUUGCCCGCAACGACGGAAGGAGAGAACCCAGGAGGACCUCCCAGAAACCUGAGAGCGGAUCCCCUAAGCUCGACCGAAUUAAAGGCGACCUGGGACCCACCGGAUCACGACCUCUGGAACGGGGAGAUCCUCGGGUACCACGUAGGCUUCAAGGAGCACCGGUUAGCAGCCGAGCGGUACACGUAUCGAACGGUGGAGAGUCGCAUCUCGGUGGCCAACGCCGCUCUGGGACUGACUCGGACCUCGGUUCCUGGUCGAGAAUACCACUUGACGAACCUGAAAAAGUACACUCCAUACAGCAUAGUAGUCCAGGCGUACAACGCCCUGGGUCCAGGACCCAUGACUGCAGAGGUUGUCGCCACUACUAUGGAAGAUGUUCCAACGAGUCCGCCGCAGGACGUCCAAUGCACUGCCCUAUCGUCUCAGAUUUUACAAGUGUCCUGGAGUCCGCCUCCGGACUCCAGCCUGAACGGGGUCCUGAGGGGGUACAAGGUGGUCUGGGAGAGCACGGACCAGCUGACCGAGACCACCAAGUCGGAGGCGAAGAAUACAACGGCCCUAACGGUGACGAUCAACGGCCUCGAGAAGUACACGAAUUACUCCGUCCAGAUCCUGGCGUUCACCACAGCCGGCGACGGGGUGCCGUCCUACCCCCUUUACUGCAUGACGAAGGAGGACCGGCCGGAAGUCCCGGCUGCGGUCAAGGCGGUGGCCAGCUCCUCCACCUCCAUCCUCGUGUCCUGGCAGCCACCGCUGCGACCCAACGGCGUCAUUCUGUCCUACAACAUCCACUUCCACACAACCGGGGGCGAGGGGAAGUGGAACCGGCGAUCCUCCCAGGCCCACCAGACCAGUUACCAAAUCGAUAACCUGCAGAAACGCCAAUACGAAUUCAGCAUAGCCGCUGUAACCUCCAUCGGGGAAGGUGCCCGAACGCCCACGGUUUUGGCCUCGCCUUCCAGCGAAGUGCGCGCCGCGAUAUACGCUUUUGGGAAGACCCUCGUGGUGGCCUGGAAGAAGGACGUGAUCCUGCCUUGCCAGAACGUUGGAAAGCCCGAGCCCUCCGUGAAAUGGAAGCACUGGGGUCAGAUGGUAAAGGGCUCCUCCAGGAUGUCGACCAAGUCCGAUGGCUCUUUGCAGAUCGUGGAUUUACACAGGGAGGACAGUGGGAAUUACACCUGCCAGGUUGAGAACGGUCAUGGCUCGGAUAAGAUCACUCAUCGACUGAUCGUCCAAGUGCCACCGGCUGCUCCUAUUUUGCACGCCACCGGCUCCACCAGCAACUCCAUCAAGGUCCAGUGGAAGAACAGCGACGACGGCGGGGCUCACAUCAAGGGGUACAUCCUCCACUAUAAACGCGAAUUCGGAGAAUGGGAGGAGGUCAAGGUGUCCCACAGGUUCAACAGCUUCCUCUUGUCGAAGCUCUGGUGCGGCACAGACUAUCAGAUCUACUUAACAGCCUACAAUCGGAUCGGAAUGGGCUCCCCCAGCGACAUCGUGAAGGCCAGGACCGAGGGCUCGAAACCCGAGUCGUCGCCGGCGAAUGGCGACAGAUUCAUUACCGUCAAUGUAUCCUGGAUUACUCUACACUUGAGUACCUGGAACGACGGGGGGUGUCCGAUCACCUACUUCGAGCUGGAGUACAAAAAGACCGACGAGGACCUCUGGACUCUGGUCUCCAAUAACAUAGAAAUCCAGAAGACGUACACCCUGAACGAACUGCAGCCAGGUACAACUUACGAAAUCCGCGUUCGCGCCCACAACAACGCCGGUUCCUCGGUGGCCGAAUACGAAAUCACGACUCUUCAGCCUCACACCAGCUCCACGGUGCCUGCCAUCGAGAUCGACCACUUUAUACCUCAACAAACACCCGUGUACUCCGAUUUGAAGCUGAUCGUUCCCCUGGUGCUAAGCUCGUUCGCAGUGAUCGCUGCGGCCGGCGCUGUAUUUUACUGCUUCAAGAAACGUCCCUUCAUGGGUGAUCUAGGAAGUCUCCACGAUGCCCAGACCGCGGCUGCUCUGGACAACAAGCAGAACAUGGAACAAAGAGAGCAAUACUACGCGACCGUUCGCAAACCUCUGCGCUCCCCGAUUCACGAAAUGGGCACUUUGGAGAGGAUACCAGAGAACUCGGAGGACAUCUACCCUUACGCGACGUUCCAACUGAAGAAAAGCGUGCCUGCUGGCGAAAGUCGCUGCGAGUCGGCAGCCCCGUUGCAGACUUUCGUCUAUCACGACCCUCGACUGCCGACUGCGGAUACGCUCCAGCUACGGGAGUCGGAUUGCAACCGGUACUCUAAGGUGCGCGGAGGCCGUUCGUCCUCUGCACCGUUGUAUAAAACGCACAAGGCCAUUCAAGGCAAGUCCGAGUCGGAGGAAUACGACACCCUGGGCUCGGACAGCGACACGGAAGUCGGGACCAGCAGCCGAACUGAGUCUUCCAAUCACCUCGUCGAUUCGCACCAUUUGGCCUCUGCGGUUGAUACACGCGUGCACAACUUCCUGUACCAUGGACCACAAUCUAGCACGACUACAGAACCCUCACCGAUUUUUGAGGGAAAAUCGUUUCCUGGACGGGGAAGACCCAAGAUGCUACAGCUGGCGCGUUAUACCAGCGAAGAGACCGAUCCAGUCUUCGGGGCCGUCGCCGAGUUUGGUAAUACCAAGCACCAGUCGAGCUGUUCCAUCAGGGAUCAGGAGCGUGACGGGUGCGGAAGCAUGUUCGUCCCCAAGCUGGAGCCGCCCUCAGGCUUCUCCGACGCGGUUGAGCUAAGCGAGGCCGAGUGCGACCUGGACAUCGGGCAGCGCAAUCGGAGGAAUAUUCGUGGCUUUGUUAUUACGGUGUAA